AUGAAUAACAAAAUCUUCUCAUUUUAAAACACAAAUACAUUAGCUUAAGCAUUAACCAAUAAAAUCCAUGAGUUGGAAUAUUAAUCGAAAAAAGGUAUCAAAUAUCCAUAUGGGAAUAAUGAAGACUUUAUAGGAAUAGGGUAAAUAAUUUUAGAGUUUUUUUUUUCUGAUUACUUGAUUUAAAGAGGGUAAGUUAUAAAGAAAUUACAUUUAGAUAUCCAAACAAAGAAACUUAAAUAAAGAAGUCAAGUGAUCUAGUGUUACUAAGAUAAAGACUAUUAAAUGAAAGAAAUCUAGCUGAGAUAGCUUUAAAUUAUAAGUUAGAUAACUUAAUUUAAGUGGGCAACUAAAUAAACUUAAAGUAUUAAAUUUAAGCUAUAUUAGAAAAAAUCCAAAGAUUCUUGCUGAAACUUUGAAAUCCAUAAUAGCUGCAUAAUAUUUUGAUUCUAGUUAUGAUUUAGAACAUUUAAGAGAAGUUGUCUAACCUAUACUAAAAUAAGUUUUAGAUAAGUAUAUAUUAUAAAUUACUUCAACAUAGAGGAUAAACUGUUCCUUUAGUAGAGUUAAAAUAAAAUCCAAAAUCAGCAUUUUUAGAAUUUGUUAAUGGUUGUACAAAUUUAAAACCAAAAGUUUCUAUUGAGUGGAAGAAGGACCCUUCUUAAAAUGGAAAUCCUAUUAAUAUUUAUUAGGUUCAAUUAGAAUUAAAUAAUCUCAUUUCAAUCACAAAAGUAGGCGUCAAUAAAAGAAAUACUGAAUAAUUAGUUUAUAGAGAAGCCCUUAAAAGACUUUAAUAAAUUUAAUCAAACUUAUUAUAUUCUCCACAUUUAUAAAAUUAACUAACUCAAUAAUUAAAAACUAAAUCUUAAGAUAAAGAAUUGACGGAGGAAAUUACUAUUUUAGAUGAAUUAGACACCUCUUUUAUAGAUUCUAAUUAAUUUUAUUAAUUUUCUGAUUUAAGAGAUAAGGAUAUGGGUUUGUAAGAUAAUUAGAAAACUAUUGGUUAAAAAGUUGAAUUACUUUUAGAACAGUUUGCAUUAUGA
Paramecium sonneborni is the source of this 1040-nucleotide messenger RNA. NCBI's taxonomy places the organism in Eukaryota, Ciliophora, Oligohymenophorea, Peniculida, Parameciidae. The record is from the annotation of a GenBank genome assembly.